AUGACGACUGAUAAAUCUCAAAGAGAUUGGUGGCACCAUUCAGUUGUUUAUCAAAUAUAUCCGCGUUCAUUUUUCGACUCGAAUGAUGAUGGUAUUGGUGAUAUCAAUGGUAUAAUAAAGAAACUUGAUUAUCUUAAAAGAUUAGGCAUCGAUAUUGUUUGGUUGAGUCCAGUUUAUGAUUCUCCAAAUCAUGAUAAUGGUUAUGAUAUUCGUGAUUAUACAAAAAUCAUGACUGAAUUCGGUACCAUGGAGGAUUUUGAUCUUCUAUUAAGAGAAAUGAAAAAACGUGAAUUAAAAUUAGUUAUGGAUCUUGUUGUCAAUCAUACUAGUGAUGAACAUCCGUGGUUCAUCGAAUCGAAAAAAGGCAAAGACAAUCCCUAUAGACAUUUUUAUCAUUGGCAACCUAGUAAAGAUGGACAUCCACCAAAUAAAUGGGGUGCUUGUUUUGGAGGUUUAUGUUGGACAUAUGAUGGUCUCACCUGUGAAUAUUACUUGCAUACAUUUACAGAAAAGCAACCCGAUUUGAAUUGGACGAAUCCUCUAGUACGCGAAGAAAUUUAUAAAAUGAUGCGUUGGUGGCUUGACAAAGGUGUUGAUGGAUUUCGCAUGGAUGUAAUUAAUUUUAUUUCUAAAACAGAUAGUUAUCCUGAAGGUGCACCUAUUGGUGAUGGUUAUCAUACAAACGGUUCGCCAUACUUUAUAAAUGGACCACAUGUACAUGAAUACAUUCAAGAAAUGAAUGAAAAAGUCUUAAGACAUUAUAAUAUCGUAACUGUUGGGGAAUGUCCAGGUGCUCAUUUGAGAGAAGCAGAAUUAUUUACUUCUCCGGAUCGAAAUGAAUUAGAUAUGAUAUUUACAUUUGAACAUAUGAAUUUAGAUGGUAGUAAAUGGGCACCAAAAUUACUUGAUUUAAGACUUUUGAAGGAUCAUUUUACAGUAUGGCAACAGCAAUUAUAUGGAAGAGGAUGGAAUAGUUUAUAUUGGAAUAAUCAUGAUCAGCCAAGAAUUGUUUCACGAUGGGGAAAUGAUUCUGCACAAUAUCGAGUUCUAUCUGCAAAAAUGUUAGCAACAUGUUUACAUUUUCUUCGCGGAACACCUUAUAUUUAUCAGGGAGAGGAAAUAGGUAUGACCAAUGUUCGCUUUCCAACAUUAACCGACUAUCGUGAUAUAGAAACAAUAAAUUUUCAUCGGGAUGCACUUGAAUCAGGUCUCACGUUAGAAAAAAUAAUGGCAGGUAUAUAUGCAAAAUCACGUGAUAAUGCUCGUACCCCAAUGCAAUGGUCCGGAAAUUUACCUCAUGGUGGUUUUACUAAUGGUCAAACUGAUAUAACACCAUGGAUAAAAAUCAAUCCAAAUUAUACAGAUAUUAAUGUUGAACAGGCAUUAAAUGAUCCACAAUCAACAUUUUAUUAUUAUCAAAAACUUAUUGAAUUACGUCGACAAAUGACAAUUAUUGUUCAUGGAAAAUAUGAUAUAUUUCAUAAAGAUAAUCAACAUAUAUUUAUAUAUAAACGUUAUAAUGAUGAAGGUCAUGAAUUAAUUAUUGCAUGUAAUUUUAGUAUGGAACCAACUAAAAUUGCUGAUAGUCAACUUUCGGAAAGAUUAAAGAAUCAUAAACGAUUAGUAAUUAGUAAUUACGAACAAGAUAAUAAAUCCGAUUGGCUUGAUUUUCGUCCUUAUGAAGCUUGGGCACUUGAAAUUUCAUAA
This is a messenger RNA of Rotaria socialis, 1707 nucleotides long. The record is from the annotation of a GenBank genome assembly. NCBI's taxonomy places the organism in Eukaryota, Metazoa, Rotifera, Eurotatoria, Philodinida, Philodinidae.